Molecule: messenger RNA, 1668 nt
Organism: Globicephala melas (long-finned pilot whale)
Lineage: Eukaryota; Metazoa; Chordata; Mammalia; Artiodactyla; Delphinidae
Gene: TINAGL1
Product: tubulointerstitial nephritis antigen like 1
Biological process (GO): proteolysis
Cellular component (GO): lysosome
Molecular function (GO): cysteine-type peptidase activity
Source: RefSeq, a predicted model, not a curated record
GUCGCAGGAGCGGGAAGGCGGAGGCGAGUAGGGCAGCCGGGCUCAGCCCACACCCCUCACCAGGAGGCACCAUGUGGCGAUGUCCACUGGGGCUGCUGCUGCUGCUGGCUGGCGAGUUGGCCCUGGGUGCCCAGCGGGGUCGUGGGCGCCGGGAGCUAGCACCGGCUCUCCACCUGCGGGGCAUCCGGGAUGCGGGUGGCCGGUACUGCCAGGAGCAGGACCUGUGCUGCCGCGGCCGCGCCGAUGACUGCGCCCUGCCCUACCUGGGUGCUACCUGUUACUGUGACCUCUUCUGCAACCGCACCGUCUCCGACUGCUGCCCUGACUUCUGGGACUUCUGCCUCGGCGUGCCACCCCCCUUUCCCCCCAUCCAAGGAUGUAUGCACAGGGGUCGCAUCUAUCCAGUCCUGGGAACCUACUGGGACAACUGUAACCGUUGCACCUGCCAGGAGAAAGGGCAGUGGGAGUGUGACCAGGAGCCAUGCCUGGUGGACGAAAACAUGAUCAAGGCCAUCAACCAAGGCAACUAUGGGUGGCGGGCUGGGAACCACAGUGCCUUCUGGGGCAUGACCCUGGAUGAGGGCAUUCGCUACCGCCUGGGCACCAUCCGCCCGUCUUCCUCCGUCACCAAUAUGAAUGAAAUUCAUACAGUGCUGGGCCCAGGGGAGGUGCUGCCCAGAGCCUUCGAGGCCUCUGAGAAGUGGCCCAACCUGAUCCACGACCCUCUUGACCAGGGCAACUGUGCAGGCUCCUGGGCCUUCUCCACGGCAGCCGUGGCCUCUGAUCGAGUCUCAAUCCAUUCUCUGGGGCACAUGACACCUGUCCUGUCACCCCAGAACCUGCUGUCUUGUGACACGCACAACCAGCAGGGUUGCCGCGGUGGGCGACUUGACGGUGCCUGGUGGUUCCUGCGCCGUCGAGGGGUUGUGUCUGACCACUGCUACCCGUUCUCGGGCCAUGGGUGGGACGAGGCUGGCUCCGCACCCCGCUGCAUGAUGCACAGUCGGGCCAUGGGUCGGGGCAAACGGCAGGCCACCGCCCGCUGCCCCAAUAGCUAUGUCCAUGCCAAUGACAUCUACCAGGUCACUCCUGCCUACCGCCUCGGCGCCAACGAGAAGGAGAUCAUGAAGGAGCUGAUGGAGAAUGGCCCUGUCCAAGCCCUCAUGGAGGUGCAUGAGGACUUCUUCCUGUACCAGAGCGGCAUCUACAGCCAUACACCAGUGAGCCUUGGGAGGCCGGAGCAAUACCGCCAUCAUGGGACCCAUUCGGUCAAGAUCACAGGGUGGGGGGAGGAGACGCUGCCCGACGGAAGGACGCUCAAGUACUGGACGGCGGCCAACUCGUGGGGCCCAGCCUGGGGAGAGAGGGGCCACUUCCGCAUCGUGCGCGGCGCCAACGAGUGCGACAUCGAGAGCUUCGUGCUGGGCGUCUGGGGCCGCGUGGGAAUGGAGGACAUGGGUCACCACUGAGGCCGCGGGCACCACGCCGGCAAGAGCCCUCUGUGGGGCAGCAGCCCCCGCCUGCCCGCCCGCCCGACGGAGCUCCGGGCCCCAGGGGCCUAAUCCUCGCGCGCGAGGGUUCCGCUGACGCAGCGCCCGACUUGGGAGCCUCGGACAGGCGAGGCUGGCGGAGCCCCCAGACCUCCCAGCGGGGGCCGGGUAGGGCCUG